ACAUCUCCAACAUCAACAUCAUCUAUUACUACGUUACUCCAGACACGACAUAAGCACCCGCCGUGGUACCGAAGCCACCCCGAGACCGUAUCAUACAAUGGAAGAAAAGGUCCCCCUCAUUCCGGACCAUACCAUAUCUUGGACGGAUCCCGAUGCGACGAUGCCUUCCCGGACAUCUCACCGCACCAGUUGGUUCCAAGUGGCAGCCAUCACGCUAUUCCUCAGUUUGUUUUGGCUAGCGACGACACGGAGUUGCCCAGGCGAGCACGAGCACGUCGGGGUGGACACCAAGGUCUCCAUGGACGUACACAUCAUGUCCAAGUGCCCGGAUGCGCGGGAUUGUUUGCAGAAGCUAGUGUUGCCCGCCAUGGCAAACGUUUCGGACAAGGUGGACUUCAGGCUGAGCAUGAUUGGCAGCCUCACAGAAGACGAUGGCGUCCAGUGCAAACACGGGCAAACAGAGUGCCUAGGCGACAUUGUCAUGCUAUGUGCUGCCUCAUCGUACCCGCACCCCAAACUCUACCUCGGAUUCACAAACUGCCUCAUUACCGACUAUCCGGAAAUACCCGCUCGCUCCCUCAUCGAAGACUGCGCACUGGAACACGGGCUGGACUUUGGCGAGCUAAAUGACUGUAUGAGUAAGGAGAGCGGCGCAUACGGAAUGGGCUUGUUGAGGGAUAGCGUAAAGCACAGUAGUGAUGUAGGCGCCGGGAUCAGCUGCACGGUGAGACUGAACGACAAGGUCAGAUGUAUAGCCGAUGGUGGCGAGUGGAAGAACUGUGAGGGCGGCGAAAAGCCUGAGGACUUGAUCAGGGAUGUUGAGAAGCUAUAUGAUGAGGCGCAGGGCCGGACAUAGUCGUACUUAUUCAUGGACUUGCAAACGGCGUUUUUCUGAUA
Messenger RNA from Pyrenophora tritici-repentis Pt-1C-BFP, 897 nucleotides. Its product is annotated as GILT domain containing protein. Gene Ontology annotation, molecular function: oxidoreductase activity, acting on a sulfur group of donors, disulfide as acceptor. NCBI's taxonomy places the organism in Eukaryota, Fungi, Ascomycota, Dothideomycetes, Pleosporales, Pleosporaceae. The record is from RefSeq and is a predicted model, not a curated record.